AUGCUGAAGCCGGGUAGUGCGGAGGAAGCCGCGCAGCUCCCCCCUCGGCGCACCCGCGCCCCUGUCCCCGCGCUCGCGCCAGGACCCGCGGCCCCCGACGGCUCUCGGGCUUCGGCCCGCCUCGGUCUUGCCUGCCCGCUGCUGCUGCUGCUGCUGACGCUGCCGGCCCGCGUAGACACAUCCUGGUGGUACAUCGGGGCCCUGGGGGCGCGAGUGAUCUGUGACAAUAUCCCUGGCCUGGUGAGCCGGCAGCGGCAGCUGUGCCAGCGGUACCCAGACAUCAUGCGCUCGGUGGGCGAGGGCGCCCGAGAAUGGAUCCGGGAGUGUCAGCACCAGUUCCGCCACCACCGCUGGAACUGCACCACGCUGGACCGGGACCACACUGUCUUUGGCCGCGUCAUGCUCCGAAGCAGCCGGGAGGCAGCAUUUGUAUAUGCCAUCUCGUCAGCGGGGGUGGUCCAUGCUAUCACCCGCGCCUGUAGCCAGGGUGAACUGAGUGUGUGCAGCUGUGACCCCUACACCCGUGGCCGACACCAUGACCAACGUGGGGAUUUUGACUGGGGUGGCUGCAGUGACAACAUCCACUAUGGUGUUCGCUUUGCCAAGGCCUUUGUGGAUGCCAAGGAAAAGAGGCUUAAGGAUGCCCGGGCCCUCAUGAACUUACAUAACAACCGCUGUGGUCGCACGGCCGUGCGGCGGUUUCUGAAGCUCGAGUGUAAGUGCCAUGGCGUGAGCGGCUCCUGUACUCUGCGCACCUGCUGGCGUGCACUCUCAGACUUCCGCCGCACGGGUGAUUACCUGCGGCGGCGCUAUGAUGGCGCCGUGCAGGUGACAGCAACCCAGGAUGGCGCCAACUUCACAGCAGCCCGCCAAGGCUAUCGCCGUGCCACCCGGACUGACCUUGUCUACUUUGACAACUCCCCAGACUACUGUGUCUUGGACAAGGCUGCAGGUUCCCUUGGCACUGCGGGCCGUGUCUGCAGCAAGACAUCUAAAGGGACGGAUGGUUGCGAAAUCAUGUGCUGUGGCCGAGGGUAUGACACAACUCGAGUCACCCGUGUCACCCAGUGUGAGUGCAAAUUCCACUGGUGCUGUGCUGUGCGAUGCAAGGAGUGCAGAAACACUGUGGACGUCCACACUUGCAAGGCCCCCAAGAAGGCAGAGUGGCUGGACCAGACCUGA
Neomonachus schauinslandi (Hawaiian monk seal) is the source of this 1182-nucleotide messenger RNA. RefSeq names its product Wnt family member 2B (gene WNT2B). Gene Ontology annotation, biological process: canonical Wnt signaling pathway; neuron differentiation; cell fate commitment. Bases 1 to 1182 code for a protein of 393 amino acids. Gene Ontology annotation, cellular component: extracellular region. NCBI's taxonomy places the organism in Eukaryota, Metazoa, Chordata, Mammalia, Carnivora, Phocidae. The transcript is spliced from 5 exons. Gene Ontology annotation, molecular function: cytokine activity; frizzled binding. The record is from RefSeq and is a predicted model, not a curated record.